AUGGCUACCAACGGCGACAAGUUCGGCAACGAUAUCGUCGAGUCCGACUCGGGCUCCGACAACGAGUCUCACGUCGGACAGCACGAGUCCGACAACGAGGUUGAGGCCAAGCCCCGCAAGUCGGCCCUCAAGAAGACUCCCGCCCCCGUCGUCGCGAGACCUCCCCUUCCUCCCCAGACCGACCCCAAGGACCUCGACGUCAAGACCCUCAGCCCCCUCACCCCCGAGAUUAUUGCGCGACAGGCCACCAUCAACAUCGGCACCAUCGGCCACGUCGCUCACGGCAAGUCGACAGUAGUAAAAGCCAUCUCGGGCGUCCAGACGGUCCGUUUCAAGAACGAGCUUAUUCGCAAUAUCACAAUCAAGCUUGGUUACGCCAACGCCAAGAUCUACAAGUGCGACAACCCAGCAUGCCCUCGCCCGACAUGCUACAGGAGUUACAAGUCCGAGAAGGAGGUUGAUCCCCCUUGCGAGCGCGAGGGUUGCGAGGGUACCUACCGUCUGUUGCGCCAUGUCUCCUUCGUCGACUGCCCCGGUCACGAUAUUCUCAUGAGCACUAUGUUGUCAGGUGCCGCCGUCAUGGACGCCGCCCUCCUCCUGAUCGCCGGAAACGAAUCCUGCCCCCAGCCCCAGACCUCCGAACAUUUGGCUGCCAUCGAGAUCAUGAAGCUCGACAAGAUCAUCAUCCUCCAGAACAAGGUCGAUCUCAUGCGCGAGGAGGCCGCCAAGCAGCACUACGAGUCCAUCCUCAAGUUCAUCCGUGGUACCGUUGCUGGAAAGUCGCCCAUCAUCCCCAUCUCCGCCCAGCUCAAGUUCAACAUCGACGCCAUCAACGAUGCCAUCGUCAACACCAUUCCCGUUCCUCCCAGGGACUUCUCCAUGGACCCCCAGAUGAUCGUCAUUCGUUCCUUCGAUGUCAACAAGCCCGGUGCCGAGAUCGACGAGCUCAAGGGUGGUGUUGCCGGUGGUUCCAUUCUCCACGGUGUCCUCAAGCUCGGCGACGAGAUCGAGAUCCGUCCCGGUAUCGUCACCCGUGACGAGAAGGGCGACCUCAAGUGCACUCCCAUCUUCAGCAGAAUCGUCUCCCUCAACUCCGAGGCCAACGACCUCAAGUACGCCGUGCCCGGUGGUCUCAUCGGUGUCGGUACCCGCAUCGACCCUACCCUCUGCCGUGCCGAUCGUCUCGUCGGUUUCGUCCUCGGUCUCAAGGGCCGCCUCCCCGAGAUCUACUCCGAGAUCGAGGUCAACUUCUACCUCCUCCGCCGCCUCCUCGGUGUCCGCACCGCCGACGGAAAGCAGGCAAAGGUCGACAAGCUCGCCAAGAACGAAGUCAUCAUGGUCAACAUUGGUUCCACCUCCACUGGUGCCAAGGUCUCCGCCAUCAAGAAGGAUGCCGCUAAGCUCAUCCUCACCUCCCCCGCCUGCACGAGCAUCGGCGAGAAGGUUGCCCUUUCCAGACGUAUCGAGAAGCACUGGCGUCUUAUCGGUUGGGCCACCAUUGCUGCCGGUGUUACCCUCGAGCCUUCCACCUCUUAA
Messenger RNA from Sordaria macrospora k-hell, 1536 nucleotides. RefSeq lists its product as uncharacterized. The record is from RefSeq and is a predicted model, not a curated record. Gene Ontology annotation, molecular function: tRNA binding; GTPase activity; GTP binding. NCBI's taxonomy places the organism in Eukaryota, Fungi, Ascomycota, Sordariomycetes, Sordariales, Sordariaceae. Gene Ontology annotation, cellular component: eukaryotic translation initiation factor 2 complex; cytosol. Gene Ontology annotation, biological process: formation of translation preinitiation complex.